Molecule: messenger RNA, 3524 nt
Organism: Pelodiscus sinensis (Chinese soft-shelled turtle)
Lineage: Eukaryota; Metazoa; Chordata; Testudines; Trionychidae
Source: RefSeq, a predicted model, not a curated record
GUCUGGUGAGCCCCCUCGAGGUGUCAGUGAGCUCGGGGAGUAUCCAAGUUGCUCGGGGACAGACAGCAAUUCUGCCCUGCACUUUCACCACUAGCGCUGCCCUCACUAACCUUAAUGUCAUCUGGAUGGUCAUUCCCCUCUCCAAUGCCAACCAGCCGGAACAGGUGAUUCUCUACCAAGGGGGGCAGAUCUUUGGUGGUGCACCCCAGUUCUAUGGGCGAGUGGGGUUUGCAGGGACAAUGCCAACCACCAGUGCCUCCAUUUUCAUCAACAACACCCAGCUGUCGGACACUGGCACGUAUCAGUGUUUGGUCAACAACCUUCCAGACCGAGGCGGCAGGAAUAUUGGAGUCAUUGGACUCACCGUCUUGGUCCCUCCGUCUGCUCCUCUCUGCGGAAUUCAGGGGUCCCUGGAUGUUGGCAGCGAUAUCACCCUGAGCUGCAACUCAGAAGAAGGCAUCCCUCGGCCGACAUACCUCUGGGAGAAGUUGGACAAUGCCCCCCGGCUGCCCCCGACAGCCACACAAGACCAAGUCCAGGGCACGGUCACCCUCCGGAAUAUCAGCACUGGUUCCUCAGGUCUUUACCAGUGCGUGGCUUCUAAUGCCAUUGGAACCAGCACCUGCCUCCUGGACCUGCAAGUCAUUGCACCUCAUCCCCGGAGUGUCGGCCUGAUUGCUGGAACUGUUGCCACGGGUGCCGUCGUGCUCGUUGUUUGCAUUGUCUUGGUGGCCGUGGCACUGGUUUACUGGAAGAACAAACACAAGGAGGAAGAAGAGGAGGAGAUUCCCAAUGAGAUAAGGGAGGAUGACCUACCACCGAAAUGCUCAGCAUCCACAAAAGCGUUCCAUGGGGACGCAUCCUCCUCGGAGAAUGACACCCUCACCUCCUCCAACACUUACAACAGCCGUUACUGGAAUGACCCUAAAGCCAAUCACGCCACAGACUCCUUCACCCGCUUCAGCAACAACAAUGACGUGCGCCAGCCCUUCUCCCGCUCUGGGAGCACCAACGCCCGCCCUGUCUAUGCCAACGGAGGCCACCCAUCCCCAGCUCCCCCCAAGACACUGGUGGUGACAGCCACCACUGCACCGUCCCCACAGGAGGUGGCCAGGAGCAAUGGCUCAGUCAGCCGGAAACCCAGGCCUCAGCACACACGCUCCUAUGCCGUGAGCCAGGCGACGCUGGAGCGGAUAGGGGCUGUGCCUGUCAUGGUGCCAGCCCAGAGCCGGGCAGGCUCCCUAGUGUAGAAAGUGAGAGAGGGCGUAAGAAAAGCAAGAAGCUAUGGUACCAGAUGGGGUGAAGACCUGGCCAAGAGACCUUCCUCUUCCUCUGUGAAACACGAUGAAGGGGGAGAGCGCUUCUUCCUGGUGCAAUACACUUUAGCCUACCAAGGCGAUGGGCCUGCCCUUGCCACUCUGCCCUCGGGAUCUCAGGGGUCUCCUCUGCACCAGCUGGAUCUCACAGAUGUGCCAAGACCACGGGAGGGGCGCCAUGGGAACCAGGCCCAGGGAUGCCUGUUUGUUCCUAAUCCCUGCCUGUGGUGGGGCUUGGGGUUUUUGAUUUCCGAAGGGUGGGCGAGCCGGGUGGGAUUCACGAGGAGAGCUGGAAGGGGCAGAAGGAGGGGCCUUCCCAGAGAGGACAUCGCUCUGCUGCUCAGGCCACCUCCGCCAGCCCUAGGACGGGUGACAGAAUCGGAGAGGGGAGCGACGAGAUGCUGGCCACUCCAGGCCAACUUCAAAGGGAGGAGGCAGAGACGGACCCACCAGCCAGAACAGAGUGGACGGGGCGGGGGAUGGGCUCGGAAGGUCUUUUAUUUAUUUUUGUUUCCUUCUCUCCUCACACUGGACGGUUUCCUGCACUAGGUCUGGAUGCUUCUGGAACCCCCUUCACCGUGUUAGAAACUGCUGCCGCCGGGGCCUCUUUCCCCCGGCAGCCGUGUGGAACGAGGCUGAGUUUCCUCAGAGGGGUCGCGGAAUCGAGAGGGGGUGGGAAGCAGGUGACAGUUCCCGCAGGGCUGGCCCAACGCCCCCACGGCUGAAGAGCCGCACUGUUUCUGGGCAUGCGGCUUGCCUUUCUCAACGGGCUGGGCCCAGCUUUGGCCUUUGCAUGGCAGGUUCUCCCUACUGGGCUGUUUGGGGCUGGCCUGCAUGGAGCCAGCAUGGUGCUUGUUGAGCUGUGGGUGGGGGAACCCACUCGGAGGCACCACAUUUACUCCUCUCUGCAGAAUGCUGGGGUUGUCAGUGUCUGGUUUUAAAUCCCGCUCUUCAGAAAGAGCAAAAGCGUGGGGGAGGGGGGCAGGCCCAUGGGGCGGUGUUCCAGUUGUCUGCUGCUCUCCCUUGCCUCUUCCCUCCAGUCAGGGUGCUCGGGUCUCUGGGGCACCUCACACUGGCAGCUGUGCAGGGUGCUCUGUGGCCUCCAUGCCACACCUGUGUACAUACAGCCAGGUUUUUCUCUUGUGACUAAAUAGCCUUAAUCAAAGCUGAGGGUCCAAACCAUUUGAAGGUCCUGCUGCUACAAGGGGGCUGGAGCCCAAGGGGCUGGAUCCCGAUGCCUCAAGGAGGGUGGCACCACAAACUGAGGUCCACGCCCACCUCCUUCAUAAUGCUGACACUGAUAUACCCCUCCCAACCCCACUAAAGCAUCAGAGGCUCCCCCUUAGCACUAGGAAAGGGAGGCUACUAUCCCCAUCGCUGCUCCUGCAUUCGGAGAGGGAGCUGUAUAAAUUAGCCACUCUCAUCCUUGCAUCCUCCCUUGCUUUCCUUUCCAUAUGGCACAGACGCUGCAGGGGCCAUCUCUUUCGUGCUCUCGCAGCCACUGCUGGGAGUCUCCUGGACCCUGUGAGAGCACAGGCAUUGCACUGAAGGCUGCCUGGGCUGCACUGGUUUUGACGCUUGGCUGAGAUUUUUGUGCCUUCUUUGCUUAAAGAAAAACAAAAGCCAACCCACCCCAUUGCUGCCCCGUCCUCCCCAGCUCUGUCCACAGACAUUGCAAACAUCCCCAGCACACCAGGUGCAGGGCUGUCUGGUUUACACACCGUUCACAGGGACCAGUCUCCUGCUUGGAGGGGGAGAGUGGCUUUCAAAAUCCUACGGUGGAAAAACAAAAUCCCAACAAAUUCUCUCUGCGUGUGCAACAACUCCGUGAGGUUUAUAGGGAUGCUGUCCCUGGGCAGCCCUGCUUUAGUGUUGGGGAAACUCUUUUGGUGACACCCUUCAUGAGACUGUUCACUCCUCUCUUUGUUCUUUCUAAUGGUCUAAAAUUCAAUAAAAUUUUAUUCAUAUAAAAAGGGAACAUUGUUUUGCUGGCUUCUUUUGUUCGCCCUACUUCUGUUUGCCCUUGUUGAGGAAACUCUCCCCCAAAGGUGACUUGCCUUGGCCACGUGACAAUUCUUGCCCCUUAUUAGCUCAUUAAUGGGAACAAACAUUUUGGGAAGGUUGUAAAAUGGCUUCUGUUCCAACCUCCUAUUUUGCUUGCUCAUAGCUCUGACACAUUCUCCCUUGGGAUGUACGUUACCAGGCCUG